UUUCUAGUUCUGUUUGUGGUAUUCUUUUAGAAGUUAUUCUCACAAUUGCUAGUCACAAUAACUCCUUGUUAGUAAUAAUUUGAUAUCGAGGUGAUUUUUCGUGAUGGAUGAUACAAUUUUAAGUUUGAAAACACAGCUCUGGGAAAAAGAGAGAGAGAUUGCUGCUUUGAAGAAAAAACUUGAUCAAUCGGAAAAGGGAAACUCAAUAUUGACAGAGUUACAGGAGAAAGUUACCAAUCUUUCACCGCUGAAAUCAAACACAACGCUGAACAAUGACGACAUCAUGAGAUAUAGCAGACAGCUUCUCCUGCCAGAACUGGGUGUUAAAGGUCAGGUUGCCAUAAGUAAUCUAUCUGUUCUGGUUGUGGGAUGUGGAGGUUUAGGUUGUCCUGUUGCACAGUAUCUCGCGGCAGCUGGAAUAGGACGUUUGGGUCUUUUGGACUAUGAUGUGGUGGAACUGAGUAACCUGCACAGACAGGUGCUUCAUACAGAACUGACUCAAGGCCAGCCUAAAGCCCUGUCUGCUGCCCAGGCCAUCAGCAGGUUGAACUCCACGGUUCAGUGUGUUCCAUAUCACCUCCAGCUCUCCCGAGAGAAUGCCAUACAACUCAUUCAACAGUAUGACGUUGUGGCAGACUGUUCAGACAACGUUCCUACACGCUACCUUGUGAAUGAUGCCUGUGUUCUGACCGGCAAGCCUUUAGUGUCAGCGAGUGCUUUACGAAUGGAAGGACAGCUUACAGUGUACAACUAUAGAGGAGGGCCGUGUUACAGGUGUUUGUACCCCGCACCACCUCCUCCUGAGACCGUCACUAACUGCUCUGAUGGAGGGGUUCUGGGAGUAGUGCCUGGAAUAAUGGGUUGCCUUCAAGCAUUGGAAGUUCUGAAAAUUGCAUCCGGUCAAAUAUCCUCAUUUGAGAAGCAGCUGUUGAUGUUUGAUGGUCAGGAGGGGCGUUUCCGCUCCAUACGGCUGCGGCCCAAGCAGGCUGAGUGUGUGGUAUGUGGAGAGACGCCCACGGUGACUGAGCUCCAGGACUACGAGCAGUUCUGUGGCUCCGCUGCUACAGAUAAGUGUCGAAGACUGAUUCUUCUAACCAAAGAACAGAGAGUCUCUGUGCAGGAGUAUAAAGCCGUUUUAGAAAGUUCAACCCCUCAUCUCCUCAUUGAUGUUCGACCCAAAGUAGAGGUGGACAUUUGCCAUCUGCCAACCUCAAUCAACAUUCCACUUUCUAGUCUAGAGAAUAAAAAGGCUGAGCACAUCACUCUUUUAAAAGAUACAAUUAGUGACCAUAAACAACAGAUGGACAACAAAUCUCAAGUCCCAGUGUUUGUGGUUUGCAAACUUGGCAAUGACUCCCAGAAGGCGGUUCAGCUGCUGGAGAAAAUGUCUGGACAAGAAAUCGAGCAGAUCGCUGUGAAGGAUGUCAUCGGAGGAUUGAUGGCCUGGGCUAAGAGGAUAGAUCCCACUUUUCCUCAGUAUUGACAGUCAUUAUUCAUCUGUAUUAAUUUCAUGAAUUAAAGCAAUAAAGUUGAAAUGAUUUUACAC
Sinocyclocheilus rhinocerous is the source of this 1546-nucleotide messenger RNA. It is a transcript of the gene mocs3, whose product is annotated as molybdenum cofactor synthesis 3. The transcript is spliced from 13 exons. Gene Ontology annotation, cellular component: cytoplasm; cytosol. The record is from RefSeq and is a predicted model, not a curated record. Gene Ontology annotation, molecular function: adenylyltransferase activity; URM1 activating enzyme activity; thiosulfate-cyanide sulfurtransferase activity. Lineage: Eukaryota; Metazoa; Chordata; Actinopteri; Cypriniformes; Cyprinidae. Bases 104 to 1483 code for a protein of 459 amino acids. Gene Ontology annotation, biological process: tRNA wobble position uridine thiolation; protein urmylation.